Fundulus heteroclitus (mummichog) is the source of this 2556-nucleotide messenger RNA. It is a transcript of the gene plpbp, whose product is annotated as pyridoxal phosphate binding protein. Gene Ontology annotation, cellular component: intracellular anatomical structure. Lineage: Eukaryota; Metazoa; Chordata; Actinopteri; Cyprinodontiformes; Fundulidae. Gene Ontology annotation, molecular function: pyridoxal phosphate binding. The transcript has 8 exons. The coding region runs from base 52 to 936 and encodes 294 amino acids. The record is from RefSeq and is a predicted model, not a curated record.
GUCACCGACGUCGCGUCUCCUCCGCGUAGUGUUUCGUAGCCGUUUGACGCUAUGUGGAAAGUAGCAAUGUCGGAGGAGGUUGGGAAGGCGGUGCAGUCGGUGCUGGAGCGGGUGAAGCAGGCGGCGGCGCGGCGGCCCAAGACGCUCCCGGCCGUGCCGCCCCGCCUCGUAGCUGUCAGCAAGACCAAACCCCCAGAGAUGAUCGUGGAGGCCUACAGACAAGGACAACGCAACUUUGGAGAAAAUUACGUCAAUGAGCUCGUGGACAAAGCGUCGGAUCCUGUGAUUUUGGAGUCGUGUCCGGAAAUCAAGUGGCAUUUCAUCGGCCACCUGCAGAAGAACAACGUCAACAAGCUGUUGGGUGUUCCCAACCUCUUCCUCGUGGAGACGAUCGACUCGGCAAAACUGGCCGACCGGGUCAACAGCUCGUGGCAGCGCCUCCGGGGAGCGAGCAGCCAGAGGUUAAAGGUCAUGGUGCAGGUCAACACCAGUGGAGAGCAGAACAAACACGGCCUGCCGCCGGAGGAGACGGUCAACACGGUGCAGCACAUCGUGUCUCAGUGCUCCGGCCUGCAUUUCUCAGGACUCAUGACCAUCGGUCGGUAUGGCUACGACCUCACACUGGGCCCCAACCCUGACUUUCAGAUGCUGUUGAGUCGGCGGCAGGAGGUCUGUGACUCUCUGAAGCUGCCCAUGGAGGAUGUGGAGCUCAGCAUGGGCAUGUCCACUGAUUUUGAGCAUGCGAUUGAAGUGGGCGCCACCAACGUGCGAGUGGGCAGCAUCAUUUUCGGCAACAGGGAGUACCCCAACAGUGCGUUAAACACUCCUAAUCCCAGUCCCCUCCCCAGCCCAGCUCCCAGUCCUGAGAAAACAUCCAAGACGGUGUCGGAAGAUGCCGCCAAGAAGAUGCACCAUCUCACCGUAUCUGAACACUAAAAGGAGAUUAUUGAAACGCCUCCAGGACUUAAGGGGGGGGGAAACUCUACAUAUGAAAAACUAACAUAGCACUGGAGAGUUCUUACAUAAUUUUAAAGAAUAUUCACAAAUUAAUAAACUUUGGUUGCCCUUUUAGCUUUUUCUAAUCAUUAAAUCGACAUUCAGUUUAGAACUACAGCAGUUAGGAUGUCUUUUCCAUGUCUACCAAUGGUGUCCGACAGGUGUUUUUAACCUGGAGUGCUCUGACCUCCAAUGUAUGGAAGACUUUUUGUGACCACCACUUGAUUGAAACCGAUGAAAAAUAGUAACUUUGGAGUAAGGAUUUUUUGAAUUUAUUUUGUUUUAGAAACUGGGCCUUUCCGAUGUAGGUGUUAGCAGUCAAUAUCUUACCUGCAGAAGACGGCAGACAAAUAUAUCCGUUUAGUAAAAUCAAGAACAACAUGCUCAAAUUCCCAGAUUUCCUCAUCUCUUUUGCUUAAUCUGUUGCUAUUGAUACAGGUAUGUAGCACUAGCAUCCAUAUGGAUCUAUUACAUAUCCACCAGGAGCUGGUCUGACUUUCUAAAAAACAGACCAUCCACUGUAUAAUCUGGUUCAUAUGGAUAUUCUCUAGAGAUUGAUAGCAGAAUGGGGUAAGUGGUAUUUUCUUGAUUAAGAUCACAUUUCCAUUGUCCAAUAGUUGCUAUUUUACAGAUUAGACCCUUAAAAGGCAAUUCACUGCCAAGAUAUGCUUGUGAGUCAUAAAAUGGAGGUGUUCUACUAUUCAAAAUCUAUUUUUUUUUUUAAGAAAAUAAACGUUGAAUUGUUUUGGCUCUUCAUGGCUGUUAACUUGACACCCUAGUGUGAAUUUCUCCAAGAUUCUCUGAACAGAAAUCAAGUUCUGGCUACUACUGGUAGGAUAUUGACUGCUCACAGUUAGUCCACAUAGCCUCACUCCUCGUCAGACUAGUUCUUUUGUUUGUUUUUUUGUCAGGAAAAUGAUCUAAGUGGUGGUGGUAAAAGUUUCACACAUGGAGCCUUUUAGUUUUCAUUACUCUGGUACAAUUUAUUGUAACCGUGGCAACGUCCAUGAAAACAACUUCUCAUGGGUUUCAACAAGAAAUUGUUUAGCUGGUUCACCGUUUUCUAUCUUUCCAACUGAACAAUAUGAGGUCAAAAAUUCCACGCAGUACAAUGAGCCAUUGUUGUUAAAACGAGGAUUUGAUUUAAUAAAUAGUUUAUCCCUUUAUAACAAUUAUUGUGCAUUUGAUAUGGUUUCGUAUGAUGUGCCAAACGUGUCAGAUUAUAUUCUUGAUAUUGAUCAUUCCAAGGGAAGGUUUUGUUUCCGUUCGGUGUGUGUGUGUGUGUGUUUGUGUCUGUGCAGUGGUGUGUCGUUGGAGAUGAAAGGGAAUCUAUGCAAAUGUGAGGAGGUUUUUAAAACUGCCAGCUGUGACGUCGCAGUGGUUUCCUCUGAGAAACGCAGUGUUUUUCUGUUUCGUUAUAAAGUGUCAGUGGAAAAAAACAAAAUCAGAUUAACUGGUGGUUAGACGUGUCUUUACUGUCAUAAGGCAUUUUAGCAUUGUUUGGUUUGGUUUUUGAGGAGAGGCCAAAGCCAAGCAAUAAAUUUUACUGUUGAAAAUGUG